AUGGGCGUUACCAUCUGAUUUUGCUUGCCAUCUCAAGCUCGAUCUUAAAAGAUGAAUCUUUUCGAAGUACAACGUCUGCUUGAAAGAUGGCCUUCAUUACGUGGUGGUCAGGAUUUAAGAACACUUUUCAUGAAGUUUGAUUCCAUUGAUGGAGUCUGGAUUAUACCAGGACAUGUUUUCAUCUCCUACAAGAAAGAUGAUUUGCAUAGCUUGGUACAGUGUUUCAGUCAGCUACCUCUCAAAGUGGGUGGAGUAGGGGGAGGAGCUUCACCUACCAGUACUGGUAGCUGUGAAAUUCCAAUGACUUCGAGAGUCAUUGAAAUACUCAGUAUUAGAAAAGACGCCAUUUUAAUUGUUGAGGAGAAUGGCAGGUUACUACCGCUUUCAUAUAAUACUGAUAAUGGCUGGGGACCUCCAGAGAGAGAGGAAGAGGAGGAGGGAGGAGAAGCAGCUGGACAAUUGUUUGUUGGUAGAGGUGACAUAGUCGGCGUUUGUCUCUGUACAACUGGAAAAAACAAUAAAUUGAUUUAUUGUCUGAAAGAGAACGAAGAAGGUCAAGAUGAAUGGUGUCACUCUAUCUAUACUACACAAUUCAGCUUUGAUGGCGGAAUUAAGGAUUUAUCUGAUUGUAGCCAGCUGCUUUCCCAGUCUCCAAAGAUGUGCUUUUAUCCGGUACAAAAUGGCGUCUGGUUGAUCCCUGCCUCUGGGUCACUCUCUCCUCCUAACCUAAUGCUCUACUGGGACUACAUACAAACUUUAGUUUGGAGUGGGUGGAGUUUUAUAGAGACAUCUGGUCAAUUAAAAGAUUUUAAAAUGAUUACAAGGCGGACAGUCAGCGCCUGGAGCAAGGAGGAGUCUAGCCGUGAGUUAGCAGUAUCAUUUACUGUUCACCCAGUUACACAACUACUCCUUUGUCUAACUAGCACUGGCUAUGUGUAUGAAGUAUCAGAAAAAGACGGUUCUAGGAGUGUCUUUGUCGAGUUACUUGAUUUCAUGGUACGAUAUCCGUCAGUGAAGUUCUGGUACUCAUCGACCACACCCACUGAUCACGAGCUAUUUAUUCUUCAUACUUAUAUCGGAAUAUGUCUCAAGGGGGAACUAAGGUUGUAUGAUAGGUCUACUGGUGAGUUUAUUUGGGAAUGUGAUGAUCUUGAUCAUCCAACGACACGUCUUGUAUCAAGUUCGUUCGUUGGAUCACCACUGACACCAAUCACACUCUGGAAUCAGAGCGGGAUUUACAUGCUAAGAUGCCGGAAGGUAGUGGAUCACGCUGUGUUGUUUGUGGAUGGCCUUUUCCCCAUAGCAACCAAUGCAGAUGAGACGACUCCAGGUGAGUUUCUAGAAGAAGGCGAGACAGUAGCAGCUGAAUUAUGUUUCGUGUGGGGACUGGAUAUGCUGGCAUCACAAUACACGGUGAAACAAGUCCACAAACUAUUGAAGGAGAGAUCUAGUAACAGAGUAGUGCACCUUCCAGAGAGAUUGUUAAAGUUGCUCACUGCUCUGUCAGCUCGUAGUCCUCUCAUUUGUGUAGCAUUACUAACUCAAUAUCCACUGUAUCGUGGUUUGCUGACUAAUCUUAUAACUCGGUAUUUAGCAGAAACUGAUAAUAAUGAUGCCGUUAAGUCACCAUUGGCUAUACAAACUAUACCUCUCUUAAAGCAAUAUUUAACCCUUUCACAACAGUAUGAGGAUCUUCUAACCAUGCCUACUUCACCCUCAGUUGGCAUUCCUUCAGUGAAGGAUAGGGUAGUGGAAAUAUUGAAGUGUUCACAGCAAUCAACUUUAAAGCAUGACCCUACUGUAAAGCUAAAAGCUGAAUUAACAUAUUACAGUCACACAGACCCCAUGAGCACUUUGUCAGGAAUUAAAGAUUUCAUGAAGAUACCUACAACAUUUGCUGAUAAGAGGAAACAGGUUAAUGUCUCUGAAUUCGAUUACAAUUGGAGGAACUUGUUAGCUUCAGAAGUACCCGAGAAAAUUCCUGACAAAUCACUUAAACCUGCUAGCCCGAUUGUUAAUAUACCGAUAUUUGAAUUAACCGUUCAGCUUCUUUAUUCGCAUCAACCUGACGACCUCGUUCACUUUGUUACAUUUGUACAUCAAGCAAGAGAAGCACAACUGACUAGCGACUUAACUUACAGUCGACAAUGCAAAAAAGGUCACUUUUAUCAAAGAGCAUUAGAUGUUAUUACUCCUCCAACUAGUACAGCGUCUUCUGAUAAAGUAUUUGCUUAUUGCCAGCUGCUAUUAUCAAGUGAUUGUGCUAGUGCAGAGAUCAAGGCUCUGUCACUAUUACUGGAGCAUAAGGAAUGGCCCCAUGUCAUUGACAUGCUUAAUGAAGUGUACAGCAAGGUUCAACCAUCAGUUCAAUCAGCGUUAUUCUACAAUACGCUGCUUCACAUGUCAAAGGAAGGCAUUCUUUCUCAGUAUAUUACUACACUUUGGCCUUUUUUGCCUGAUGCAUUUAGUGUGCAUAGUUUUAUUGAUAUAUUGAAAUGUGGAGAUACUGUAGGAGCUAGUCAUGCUUUGUCAGAAGGAGGAGGAGGUGAUCAAAUAUGUGUAAAAGAUGAAGACACCAAUCAAUUAAAAUUGGAGAAUAUCAUACCGUAUAUAUUGCAGCUGCUAUCAAGAUAGUAUUGAUUAAUAUAUGAGUGACAGGCUGGACGGUGCUGUAUAUCUAAUACCUUUAUAAUAAUUGUUUUUAAUUACAUUUAAUUUAUCUCUUAUUUGAUGGUGGAUAUGAUUGAUGCAAAGAAUAAGAUUUUUAUAACCUA
This is a messenger RNA of Amphimedon queenslandica, 2774 nucleotides long. RefSeq lists its product as uncharacterized. Gene Ontology annotation, cellular component: lysosomal membrane; BLOC-2 complex. Gene Ontology annotation, biological process: lysosome localization; organelle organization; protein localization to membrane. The transcript has 25 exons. The coding region runs from base 52 to 2634 and encodes 860 amino acids. NCBI's taxonomy places the organism in Eukaryota, Metazoa, Porifera, Demospongiae, Haplosclerida, Niphatidae. The record is from RefSeq and is a predicted model, not a curated record.